GCUUGAGAGUUAGUAAGGUGUGGUUAUUCAAGGAAGUGAACAAUUCGUAAUCGACAUUGAUGAAUGGGCAACCUAUGCAUUUAAGAAUGAACUGCUCUGAAAUGUACGGGGGUUAGCCUUAUGAGUGCAAGGUUCCUCAAAAAAAAGAAAUAUAGUUAAGUGUAUUCAGACGAAAGUGAGUAGGUGUUUAAGACUGUAAGGAUGGGAAGUUAUGCUAUAGGAAAUGAUAAUGAUGGUGUCCGUAAAGAAAAAAGAUCUGGAAGCUGGACACUCAAAAUAUCUGAAACAGAAUCGACUGGAAUCGACUUCAUAAACAAAUUUUCUGAACCUCCCUCCCUGCAGCGUAUUGCAGUAGUGUCGAUUGCAAUUAGGCUAUGUGCGGUGCCUGAUAUAAGGAAUGAAACGAGGUCUUAUAUCUUCCAAUAUCGGAGAGAUGCGGCUGAGUUGGAGUGGAGAAUAUUAAAAAAAUUGUCCAAUAGCUCUUUGCCCUCAUCGCUGAAGACCGAAAUCUCAUACGUUAUUCGACCCAUUGUUUUGCAGUUGUUGGAACCGUUUCCUAGUUACUGUAGAGUGACAGGAUAUGAAGGAAAUCUCUGUAAGUAUUACGCAAAGCCUGGAGCAAUUUAUUGGACAGUAGAGGGGACAGUUGACAUAGUGAAAUCCCUUACGGAACUAUUCGAAAAUGGAAAUUCAGAAAAAGAUAUUUGCGAUUUGUUUGAGAUAGCCUGCUCUCAUUGUUUAGGAGAAUAUGCUUCAAUUAUCUGGGAGAAAAUUCCAGAAGAGAUUAGAAACAGCUUUAGAAUGCACCGGGAUGAUUUGAUAACAUAUUGGACAUGUGUCCUAGAGAAUAAUUUAGGGAGUUUUCUAACUAGACUCAACCAUUAUGAAAAUACAUACGAUGAUAACCUUAGCAUUGAUGUAAAUAUGAUUUCUUAUUCGAUUCGAAUUGGUAAGAUAGUUGCUCUAAAGUAUUUUUGGAAAAAAUUGUCGGAGCAAGAGAAAAACGAUCAUUUGAGUAAGUGGCUUUUGCAAGCUACUCGACGUAUGAGAGCACAAAAUCAUUUAGUUCCAAGUCAUAUAUCUUAUCAGUCUUCUUCAGAAACGUUAGAUGUUUUAUGUUUUUUAUUAUCUCAUGUCAAUCGUAUAUGUCAAAUGACCGAAUUUUUUCGGAAUCAUUCUCACAUAUUAGUGUUUUUGUUCGAAAGGUGGCCAUAUCAAAGGAUAUUCUUGUCCACUAUUUUUGAACUAUUGGAUAAUCUUCAAGAACACAUUUAUUUAUGUAUAAUGGAGAAUAUUAGUUUUAACAUGAGUAAAAUGGGAAAUGAAAUGAUGAUUUUUGAAGAAAUAUGGAGAGCCAGUCCCUUAAGACUAAGACGAUCAUUUCUGAAAAAUGAACUUCUUUGCAAGGAAGUGUUGCUGCAUUUGCUGAAAUUAAGAAAUCUGAACAUGGCUGUUAGGAUAUUAAAUGAUGCUUCCAAAGAAGAAAUUGAACUAUUUAUCUGGUUUAUGUUUGGUCGGCCAGAAUUUAGCCGUUCCAUUUACCAAAGCAAUCUGAGUUCGCUUCACAUGUUAUUAUCGAAAUCUACCUUGCCACCGGAAUGUUAUCCCUAUAAAAUAAAUCGCAAAGUGCUGAUAAAAUAUUGGUUUUUUUUACUUAAAAAUUGGCAUAUUUGUAUUGAGUGGAUGUGCGAUAGAAACAUCCAAGCAGCUGAAUCUUUCUUGAGAUGGGCCAAUCAAUCUGUGGGAAUUGAAACAUUUUAUAAAUCUAUAUCAUCUCCAUAUGUUGCGUAUUUGACAUUAAUAUUAUUGUCCAACUAUGAGCGUGUGGACCAGUUUCUGAAUUGGUAUUUCCAGACGGAAAAGGAAAUUCAACAAUUUAAAGCAAACUUUUUGCGAGAAAAUGAUAAUUUCAAGCGAUUCAUAGAUAUGCCGUUCAUUGUAUCAAAAAGAGAAGGGGAUGUGUUACAAAAAUUUAUAAACUACAACUUGUCUUCUCUUGAAAACGUAGCAGAAUUUCGACUUAUUUGUCGUAGUUGCAUAGAGUAUGCACUGAGUAAAGGUUUUCUUGAAAGUGCCACCUUGCUUUUGAAUGCUUCUUUUGAUAAUAUCAAAGAAGUGAAGCGAUGCAAAAACGAACUUAUACUAUCUGAGAAAAGAAUUGAAAAGGCUCUAAUCUUAAAUCAGUCACUAACUGAUGCUGACUGGAAUCACGUGAAAGAAAUCGUAAUGUGGUCGUCGCCUCUAUCCCUAAAUACAGUCACAGAGUUAAAGUCACGAAUUCUGGAGAAGAAGACUAGUCACUCCUUCCAAGAUGAAUUGAAUCCACAAAUUUCUGCUCUCCUUGAUUUACUGGAGAAUGUUGUUGAAAAAGAUGAUAGUUGAACAUUUUUUUGCGAUCAAAAACGAAUGUAAAUAAAAUCAUGUUCACUGACAAAAGACAAAUCAAGUUCACUGUGCAAUCAAUGUCAAAAGAUGAAUUGCUUCUUAAAAACUCCAUUCUUGAGUGUUAGCUGUUUGAUGUUAAUGAAACAAUAUCCGCUAUAUAUUAUUUUCCCCAACUUUAAUAAUUAAUUUAAUUGUCACAGCUUUAUUUUUUUAUUUUCGUUAUAUCUGAAGAAAAAUCAACAAUUUUAAGUGGUUUAUUUU
This is a messenger RNA of Parasteatoda tepidariorum (common house spider), 2646 nucleotides long. It is a transcript of the gene rad50, whose product is annotated as DNA repair protein rad50. The record is from RefSeq and is a predicted model, not a curated record. Lineage: Eukaryota; Metazoa; Arthropoda; Arachnida; Araneae; Theridiidae. Gene Ontology annotation, cellular component: nucleus; Mre11 complex; condensed nuclear chromosome. Gene Ontology annotation, biological process: chromosome organization involved in meiotic cell cycle; telomere maintenance via telomerase; double-strand break repair. Gene Ontology annotation, molecular function: ATP hydrolysis activity; single-stranded telomeric DNA binding; double-stranded telomeric DNA binding.